Molecule: messenger RNA, 1585 nt
Organism: Pristis pectinata (smalltooth sawfish)
Lineage: Eukaryota; Metazoa; Chordata; Chondrichthyes; Rhinopristiformes; Pristidae
Product: forkhead box protein P3-like
Exons: 12
Coding region: 204-1466 (420 amino acids)
Biological process (GO): regulation of transcription by RNA polymerase II
Cellular component (GO): nucleus
Molecular function (GO): RNA polymerase II cis-regulatory region sequence-specific DNA binding; DNA-binding transcription repressor activity, RNA polymerase II-specific
Source: RefSeq, a predicted model, not a curated record
CCUCACCACGGAGCGUCACGGAACAAGAGGGAUGACGUCUCUGGCCGUUCCCCUGACGCGGGGAGGUGGGGCGUGGCCUGGGCCAUCUGACGCGAGAGGGUGCGAGGGGAGGGAAACCACCUCCCUCUCUAUGCCCGGUGUUCCGAGAAGUCUCCGCGAGUCAGGGCGUCGACCUGUGUGUGUGCGCGUGCGCGGUGGGGGGGAUGGGUGGGGGGGGUGCAAGAGCUGAGUGCCGCCCAGAUCCCUCAGCAGGCUUAAGGGACGCCGCGCACCGGCCCGUCCCCAGCUGCGGCAAGCGACGCCCUUGCAGUGCCUCUGGCUCCCGGGCUGGUGGUGACGUGAUGACAGGAGCCGGGGAGCGGGGCCAGUCGGCCGACAGCCAGGUCCUUCCCGACACCCUCGGAGAUGGCACGGCGGCGCUGUCUCGCCCCCAGGUACAGGAGCAGGCUGCUUCGGGCCCUCUCCCUCACCGCAACCCCCUGCGCUGCCUCCAGCCCCGGGGGCUGCUUGUACUGAAGACCACCCCGCUGGCCCUCACCCACCACCUGAUGCCCCAAGGAGAAGGCCUCCCGGGUACGGCGUGGUUUCCUCAGGAGGUGGAUCCCCUCACUGCAGACCCGGCCUCCUACCCCGCGGGACUUCUCCUCAGCGACCUGCACCCCUCGCCGACGGCUGCGCCCCCCACCCGGGCCCCCGCCCUCGUUCUCUGCUGCAACUCCGUGCCCAGGGACGGUUCCAGUCCGAACAGCGUCAGAGACCGGGAGCCCAGCCUGCCGAACCCACUGUUUGCCCACGGUUUCUGCAAGUGGCCGGGGUGCGAGCACGUCUUCAAGGAGUACGAGCUCUUCCUGAAGCACCUCGACGACGUGCACAGUCUCGGAGACAGGAGCACGGCGCAGUGUCUGAUCCAGAGGGAGAGGGUGCAACAGCUGCAGCGUGAGCUGCUGUUCGAGAGGGAGCGCUUGGUGGCCAUGCAGACCCAGCUCAGGGCAACACCAUCCAAGGAAUCUCCACGGUGCAACCCAGUCUCCGAUUGGUUGAGGGUUAGUGCGCUUCCUGUGGUGACAGUGGACCCCAGUGAAAGUCAACAUUGGGACAAGGGCAGUGCAAGGCAACUCACAGGAACAAAUGCCUCCCUGGAGUACUACAAGGUUUGCAAUAUCCGGCCGCCACUAACUUAUGCCGCACUUAUCCGAUGGGCCAUCCUGGAGUCCCCGAGUCGCCAGCUUGCGCUGAACGACAUCUACCGCUGGUUCACUCGACGCUUUGCCUACUUCCGAUACAACACCGCCACCUGGAAGAACGCCGUGCGCCACAACCUGAGCCUGCACAAGUGCUUUGUGCGGCUGGAGGACGUGAAGGGGGCAGUGUGGACGGUGGAUGAGCUGGAGUACCAGAGACGGCAGGGACGUCGGGCCAGCAGGGGCCCGGAGACGCGAUGGAGCCAGCAGGCGGACCAGAGGUGAGCGUCGCUGGAGGAGGGGGCUGGAGCGAGGGAGGAGAGGAGAGGAGAAUGACCGUCGCUGUGGCCCCUGAACUGAACUCGCGCCGGUCAGUGCUGUACCGGAGCCAGCAGUUGCAACAA